Rana temporaria (common frog) is the source of this 2648-nucleotide messenger RNA. RefSeq names its product GRIP and coiled-coil domain containing 1 (gene GCC1). The transcript has 4 exons. Gene Ontology annotation, cellular component: Golgi apparatus. Lineage: Eukaryota; Metazoa; Chordata; Amphibia; Anura; Ranidae. The coding region runs from base 230 to 2338 and encodes 702 amino acids. The record is from RefSeq and is a predicted model, not a curated record.
ACCUGCCAAUCAGGAGGCAGUUCUUCCCUCAUGGGCUGAAACCCAAGUUACCGGAAGUCAUGGGGGCGCCAUGUUUGUACACCCGGCAGAUGCUGAGCGGAAGUGUUCUAUUCCGGACCUAGACCCGGAUAGACACUGGUGACCUACCGCCAAGUAGACACGUCAGUGGCACCUCCCGGGUGCUCACCGGUUUAUGGAGGCCCUGGGAGGGUGAUGGACUAGUUGUGCCAUGGAGAAACUAGGUAUGAAUUUUGGAAGUGGCCCAAGCAAGAAAGAAUUGCAAGAUUUGGUGGAAACUCAGCGGAAGCAGUUGCUGCAAUAUCAAACUCGACUAAAGGAUGUUGUGCGGGCAUACAAGAGUCUCUUGAAGGAGAAGGAAGCUUUGGAAGCCAGUCUUCAGGUUUUGUCUACUUCUCAGGAACCCAGAGCACUGUCGUUAGAUGUUGAAGAGCCAAAUGAUGACCAGCAGUCUAUACAUAGUGAAGACAGUGUGGAUACAGCAGGCAGCUUUCCUAGUGCCAGGGGAGGAGAAACCAGUGAGGAUGAAAGACUGGAGUGUGUACAGCCUGUUGGUGGUACAGAAGAGGCAAGUGGUUCAGAGAGCGGGGUCAGCACAGCUAGUGGAGAAGGUGGGCCUUCCACCCCCGCAGAUACAGACAGAAGAAUGGUGCAAGUUAAGAACCAGCUUACCACUCUUACCAGUGCAUUGGCUACAGUUACACAAGAGAAAUCUCGCAUGGAGGCUUCCUACCAAGCAGACAAAAGAAAGGCAAAGCAGGAGAUGGAAGAAACAGUUCAGAGAAUGCAAGAAGAACAUGACAACUUUUGGCAGGAGAUUCAGGGGUUACAAGCUCAGCUGGCUGAGACCAAGACCAGGCUCAUAAGUCAGCAGCAUGACCGUGCACAAGAGCAAGCGGACCACUCGGUAAUGCUAAAGGAGCUGCAGCGUCUAGUGCAGGGAGAGCGGGACCAAAGGCAUGAAGUUGAACUCCGCUUAGAAGAGGCACGGCAGGAUCUGGCAGGGAGAUCAGAGCUUGCAGUCAGGGCAGAGGCAGCGGAAGACCAAGGCAAAAGGCUACGUAAGGAAAUUGAAGAUUUAAGAAAGCAACUGCAGGAGGCAAAAAGACAGAAAGCUGAACCUGACCCUGCAGUACAGGAGCUGCAGGAAGAGUUUUGUGCUGUGAAGAAAGAAAUGGAAGCUCUGCUGCAAGAGGAGAGGCAAAAGCGGCUAGCGGAGGAGCAACAUAACGUGCAGAGAUUCCUUCAAGAAGAAGAAAGAAUGCGUUCCCUUGAAUCUCAGGUGUCUGAGCUAUCUGAGCUUUUGGGAGCAGCAGAAACAUCCAAACAGAGGGAUCAAAUCGCUAUCCGGAAACUACGAGACCGAGUCAUUCAGUUGGAAACAGAAAAUAAAACUAUCGCUAUGGCUGCUUCACUGCAAACCCCUGCUGAAUCUCUUCUAAAUAAACCCCCCAUAGCAGAAGACAAUAAUGAUGUGCAAGAGCCUCAUGGAUCUGUUCUGUUUUACCAACAAGAACUCCAGCAGUUAAGAGAGGAGUUUGAGCGUUACAAAGCUCGAGCUCAGGGGGUGCUGAGGACCAAAGGGGCACGGGAUGGAGAGCUGGAGGCUGGAAAACAAAAAAUGGCAGAGCUAAAAGAGAAAUAUGUCUCCCUGAGAUUGGCGGCUGAGGAGGCAGAGAACAAGCACAAAAUUGAGAUGGAGGCUGUCCGGAAGGAGUUGGUACUAUCAGCUCAGGCUCACCGACAGGAGCUUGAGCAUGUAAGAAAAGAGAGCAGAGAUAAUAUGGCACGGAUGGAAGAAGAACUGAGACAGCACAGAGAGAGGGUGUUGGCUGUGCUAGCAGAGAAAGAGCAGGAACUGGAGAAACUGAGAGAGGCCAAGAUUCCAAAUGGCAUCCCCCCACCAUCACUAGACCCUUUAGAUAAUGGUUUAGAGCUUCCAUCCAGCAAUUCCUCUGGCCUUCUUGUUUAUGUGGAACAGUUGUCCCGUAAAGAAGCUGAGAUUGGAAUCCUGAGGCGGAAAAAGCAUGAGCUGGAAGCAGAAAUACAAAGUAUGCAUGAACGGUUCGCAGAGAAAGGCGAGGAGAUGCAAAAUUUGCGUGAACAGGUUCAAAAGGCUCUACGGGACAGAAGCCGAGAAGGGGCAAACAUGGAGUAUCUGAAAAAUGUGUUGUUGGGAUUUUUAACGAUGUCAGAUCCCUAUGGGAGACAACACACUUUAAGUGCACUUCUCACAGUCCUACACUUCUCCCCAGAGGAGCGAAAUGCAGCUAUGCGGGCCCAAGAUAGCAGUAGGUGGUGGGUAGGAGGAAAGAGGUGACUUAAGAUUUCAGGCUUUCGCCAAUACAGAAGGCAAAAUUCGGUGGACUAUAAUGACUUCUUGCUAUGGGGGCAUACUAAUGCACAAUUGUAAACUGCAUUAUAGUGUUUAUAGUGUUUUUUUAUUUAAUCCUGGGACCAGUUAGAUGCUGACGAGUAGAUGAUGGAUGGGUACAACCUGGUUAGGGUAUUUAAGGCUUUAUGUUCUCUCCCCCCUGCAUACGUUUUGUAAUUUGGUGUUCUAUUGGUUUUAUCAAAAUGUUGAAAGCGGCUGUACAAAGACAGGCUGAUUUAAAAGUGGUCGUAUAGGC